This is a messenger RNA of Necator americanus (New World hookworm), 1737 nucleotides long. RefSeq lists its product as uncharacterized. The transcript is spliced from 14 exons. The coding region runs from base 1 to 1737 and encodes 578 amino acids. Gene Ontology annotation, molecular function: structural constituent of cytoskeleton. The record is from RefSeq and is a predicted model, not a curated record. NCBI's taxonomy places the organism in Eukaryota, Metazoa, Nematoda, Chromadorea, Rhabditida, Ancylostomatidae. Gene Ontology annotation, cellular component: nuclear envelope; nuclear lamina. Gene Ontology annotation, biological process: nuclear migration; nuclear pore localization; nuclear envelope organization.
AUGUCCGAAGAAUACCGCAGCUCUAUCACAUCUCGACCGACGUUCAAUCGGACCACGACGUCCAGCACCCAGAACUACUCUACACCCGGUUCUGGGAAUCGUGUGCUGAAAAUUGUCACCGAGAUGUCAUCGUCUUCCGUAACCAGCGGUUUAUCGCCAUACGGUCAGAAUGCCGCCUCAACCAUUCGUGAUGCACGUGAGAGGGAAAAGAAAGAAAUGAGUGACCUCAACGACAAACUCGCUAGCUACAUUGAGAAGGUUCGUUUCUUGGAAGCACAAAAUCGCAAGUUGUCUGCUGAUCUAGAAAUGUUACGCUCUCGAUGGGGUAAGGAUACCAGCAGCGUUCGUAGCAUGUAUGAGGGUGAACUUAGUCAAGCGAAAAAGCUGAUCACCCAAACCGGUAAGGAGAAGGACGAUUUGGAAAAGGAAAUUCGUAAACUUCAAGAUGAACUGAAUGAGUUCCGUCGAAAAUUUGAAGAAGCUACAAAAGCUCGUCUUGAAGACCGUGAAAAAAUUGACGAACUUCUUGUGAAAUUAUCAAAUAUUGAAGCUGAGAUUAACCUUCUCAAAAGACGAAUUGCUCUUCUUGAAGAAGAGAUUUCUCGCCUUAAGAAGGAGAAUAUGCGACUUAUGGCCGAACUUCAACGUGCAAGAACGGACCUCGAUCAGGAGACGCUGAAUCGUAUCGACUAUCAGAAUCAAGUCGCUACACUUCUUGAGGAGAUUGAUUUCAUCAAGAGAGUACACGAUCAAGAAAUCAAGGAGCUGCAAGCGAUGGCAGCGCGUGACACAACGAGCGAAAAUCGCGAGUUCUUCAAGAACGAACUCGCAUCUGCGAUUAGAGAUAUUAGAAAUGAAUACGAUCAGAUGAUGAACACCAACCGUAACGACAUGGAGUCUUGGUACAAGCUGAAGGUACAGGAGAUCCAGACACAGAGCGCUCGCCAGAACAUGGAACAAGGUUACCAGAAGGACGAGGUCAAACGUCUUCGUACACAGCUUACGGACUUGCGCGGAAAAUUGGCUGAUUUGGAAGGAAGAAACGCCCUCCUAGAGAAGCAAAUCCAAGAGCUCAACUACCAGCUGGAAGAUGACCAACGCUCCUACGAGGCCGCUCUCAAUGAUCGUGACGCACAGAUCCGUAAGAUGCGUGAAGAAUGCCAGGCCCUCAUGGUUGAACUGCAAAUGUUACUCGAUACCAAACAGACCCUCGAUGCAGAAAUUGCGAUAUAUCGCAAAAUGCUCGAGGGAGAGGGAGACGGUCCCGGUCUUCGUCAACUCGUCGAACAAGUCGUUCGCACCACCGGAAUCAAUGAGGUUGCAGACACUGAAACGAUGCGUGUCGUCAAAGGUGAAACGUCCAGCAGAACUUCGUACACUCGUUCAGCGAAAGGAAACGUUUCCAUCCAGGAUCCAUCCCCUGAAGGCAAAUACGUUGUUCUCGAGAACACCCACCGCUCUAAAGAGGAACCCAUUGGAGAAUGGAAGCUCAAGAGGAAAAUCGAUGGAAAACGCGAAAUCGUGUACACUCUCCCUCAUGAUUUCAUUCUUCGUGCGGGAAAAAGCGUUAAGAUCUGGGCACGCGGCCAAGGUGGUAUCCACAACCCUCCGGAAUCGCUAGUGUUUGACAGCGAAGAUUCGUUUGGUGUCGGAUCGAACGUGCAGACGAUCCUCUACAACAAAGAGGGCGAGGAACGCGCCACACACAUUCAACGACAAAGUCAAAGCGCCACAUAA